This is a messenger RNA of Mollisia scopiformis, 618 nucleotides long. RefSeq lists its product as uncharacterized. The coding region runs from base 1 to 618 and encodes 205 amino acids. The transcript is spliced from 2 exons. The record is from RefSeq and is a predicted model, not a curated record. NCBI's taxonomy places the organism in Eukaryota, Fungi, Ascomycota, Leotiomycetes, Helotiales, Mollisiaceae.
AUGUCUGCUCGCCACGCAAACAGAUCUCGUCGACCUCAGCAACCGGAUAGGGAAAGAGGCAGUGGCCGACCACGAGGUGGAUUCGGUGACAGCGAGCGAGGUCCACUCUCUUAUGGACCAGUCCCCUCUACUCGACAGGUCAAUGUUGGUUCACCUGUUUCCAUCGUCUUGAAAGUGGAUCAGCCAACUGGGCAUCAAGUACAAGGAAUCGUCGCUGAGCUUCUGACCCGAGGUGACCAUCCGCGAGGAAUCAAGGUACGACUGCAAGAUGGAAGAGUUGGCAGAGUCCAGAAAAUGAUAUCUAUGGGAGUUAGCACAGUGACGGCUGAAACAAUCGCAUUCUCAAGGAGCAGAUAUUCGGACUUCAGAGCUGAUGCAACCGAGGAGCCAGAAAGAGAGGCAAGCCUUGCAGAUUAUGUCGUCAAAGACAAGAGGAAGAGUAAAGGACUGAAAGGAGGUAGCACUGCAACCACAGGCCCGGACAAUGGACACAACGGAACCAUUCAAAACGCUGAUGAUUCCUCGACUAUAUCGCCGACAGUCACUUGUCCUGUUUGUGGUGAUUUCCAAGGAGAUGAGGCUGCUGUUGCCCACCAUGUUGAUGGCCAUUUUGCUUGA